Bufo gargarizans (Asiatic toad) is the source of this 1193-nucleotide messenger RNA. RefSeq names its product claudin-16-like. The coding region runs from base 166 to 813 and encodes 215 amino acids. The record is from RefSeq and is a predicted model, not a curated record. NCBI's taxonomy places the organism in Eukaryota, Metazoa, Chordata, Amphibia, Anura, Bufonidae. Gene Ontology annotation, cellular component: plasma membrane; bicellular tight junction. The transcript is spliced from 5 exons. Gene Ontology annotation, molecular function: structural molecule activity. Gene Ontology annotation, biological process: bicellular tight junction assembly; cell adhesion.
CUCUCAGACACAUUUAAUAAACCUGAACAUCUCUUUCCGCAUAAGUCUGAGCAGCCAGGCACAGCAUGAAUUCGCUGCCGCUGAAGUUUAUAUUCCAGCUAUUCAGGCUGUUAUUCUUCAAAGGAUUGUUCCCCUUAGAUGGACACGGUCGGCGAGUAGCAUAGAAUGGGCAUCACAUCGAUGGAGGUCCUGAGUCUUGUCCUAGGGAUCCUCUCCUUUGUAUCUUUUAUUGUGUGCAGCACUACAGACUGUUGGAGGCAAGAUGCCAAGGAUCCUUACUCCUCCGUAGGGUUGAGCUCUCGGUGCCGUGGCUUAUGGAGUGAGUGUGUCUACGAUAAUAUGGCCAAUAUUUGGACCUGUGAUAUUCCCAUUUCCUAUCUUAGUGAGCACCCAGUGGUGCUUGUGGUCACCCGUGCGCUGGUCAUCGUAAAUGGCAUCCUAAGCAUUGCUGCUAUACCAGUACUGGUCCUGGGAAUGAAGUGCACCAGUAGUGUCCACAAGGAAGGUGACCCCAAGAUGUGGCUCUCUAGAGCUGCUGGAGUAAUGCUGCUUUUAGGUGGUGUUUCUGGAGGAGUUGCAGUUUUCUGGUUUGGUAUCGACACAACAUUAAAAUACAGAACAGAGGUGGUUCUGGCAGUUCCAGGGAUUACAUAUGAACUGGGGUAUUCCUACUGGUUUGCAGCCGCUUCAGCCGCAUUCACCAGUAUUCCAGCUUUACUCAUUAUUUGUGUAAACUUUAGAACAAAGAUGAGGGCAAAACCCAGUGGUGCCACCUCAUGUCGAAGCUCCAGCAAAGCUAUAACCUAUCUAUAACUAUGUGCCUCGCUUCUCCAAAGCUAUGGUCAGAUAUGCGUAAAUGUGUAAGGACUAGAAAGACCCGGCAUAGAGCUGGUGGAAAUAUCUUGACUUUCCUAUGUAAUUAUUGGGUCUUAUUAUAUGACACGUAGAAGUGUAAUUCAGUUUUGGUAAAAUAUAAUCCACUGCAUUGAUGACCAUUGUGAGAACUAGAUUCACGCACGGUACACCUGGAUAUUUGUCAAGUCCACAGAUGACUUGACAAAUAUCCAGGUGGAUCAAAACGUCUUCUGCGUCUGUGGUUACCUGUUUUGUCGGAGUGAAAUAAAAUUCACUUCUUAUUGAGCAUCCAUUAUAUUGUACAGUAGAGACAUGUCUGACCCGUCUCCAUGUAUCAC